AUGUAUUCAGCGCACAGAGCGUGCAAGGCCUUAACAAGGCACAGAAAUUCACUUAGAGUUUUAAAUGUUAAUUUUGGAACUGAUGUACAGUACAAACCAAUUCGUAGUGUCCUUGUUGCUAAUAGAGGUGAAAUAGCAAUCCGAGUAUUCCGAGCAUGUACAGAACUAGGAAUCCGCUCGGUAGCAAUCUACUCCGAGCAAGACAAGAUGCAAAUGCACCGUCAAAAAGCCGACGAAGGAUACAUCGUAGGCCGAGGAUUGCCCCCAGUGCAAGCUUACCUGAACAUUCCCGAAAUAAUAAAAGUAGCUCAAGAAAACGGAGUUGACGCAAUCCACCCAGGAUACGGCUUCCUCUCCGAAAGAUCUGACUUCGCUCAAGCAGUAGUCGACGCGGGGAUCCGAUUUAUCGGACCCUCUCCUCGAGUAGUCCAACAAAUGGGAGACAAAGUAGCAGCUCGCCAAGCGGCUAUCGAAGCGGGAGUUCCCAUAGUUCCCGGAACAGACGGUCCAGUGUGUUCUUCCGACGAAGCUAUGGCAUUUUGCCAAAAACACGGUCUACCGGUGAUCUUCAAAGCGGCCUACGGUGGAGGAGGCCGUGGAAUGCGAGUGGUUCGCAAGAUGGAGGAAGUAGUCGAGAAUUUCGAGCGAGCUUCUUCAGAAGCCAAAGCAGCCUUCGGAGACGGCGCGAUGUUCAUCGAGAAAUUUAUCGAGCGUCCUCGACACAUUGAGGUCCAACUUUUAGGAGACAAAGCUGGAAAUGUCGUUCAUCUUUACGAGCGCGACUGCUCUGUCCAGCGGCGACACCAGAAGGUGGUAGAAAUUGCACCAGCUCCGAGACUGGACCCCAAAGUCCGGGACCGGAUGACGGAACAUGCUGUUAAAUUAGCUAAGCACGUUGGAUACUCCAACGCAGGUACUGUCGAGUUCCUGGCUGAUGAUAAGGGAAACUUUUUCUUCAUCGAAGUCAACGCAAGAUUGCAAGUAGAGCACACAGUCACUGAAGAAAUAACCGGGAUUGAUCUAGUGCAGUCGCAAAUAAGAAUUGCUGAAGGUAUGACUCUCCCUGAGCUAGGAAUGACUCAAGAAAAAAUUUCUCCUCAAGGAUACGCGAUUCAGUGUCGGGUGACCACUGAAGAUCCUGCUAAGAACUUCCAGCCCGACACAGGUCGCAUUGAAGUCUUCAGAUCCGGUGAAGGAAUGGGAAUUCGUCUUGACAGCGCUUCAGCGUUCGCUGGUGCUAUCAUCUCUCCCUACUACGACUCUCUUCUGGUUAAAGUUAUUGCCCAUGCUGCUGACUUGCAGUCUUCCUGCGCGAAAAUGAACCGCGCGCUACGCGAGUUCAGGGUUCGUGGAGUUAAGACUAAUAUUCCUUUCCUGCUUAAUGUUCUGGAGAACCAGAAAUUUUUGAACGGAAAUGUCGACACUUAUUUCAUCGAUGAGAAUCCUCAGCUGUUUAAAUUCACGCCAAGCCAGAACCGGGCGCAGAAAUUGCUCAAUUAUUUGGGUACCGUUUUAGUAAACGGGCCUAGCACUCCACUGGCUACUCAGUUGAAACCUGCUGAAAUUAAACCGCAUAUUCCUGAUAUUCCUGUUGACUAUUCUAAGCUUCGAGCAACCGACGUGGAAGACGCAGACCUGACAGAAAUCCUGGAACCUCCUCGAGGCUUGAGACACAUAUUACUCGAAAAAGGCCCGGAAGGAUUCGCAAAAGCAGUCCGUGAUCACAAAGGGCUUCUGCUAAUGGACACAACCUUCCGCGACGCGCAUCAAUCUCUCCUAGCAACUCGAGUUCGGAGUCACGACUUACUAAACAUAUCUCCAUACGUCGCGCACAAAUUCAGUAACCUCUACGCCUUAGAAAACUGGGGAGGCGCCACCUUCGACGUCGCAUUAAGAUUCCUCCACGAGUGUCCUUGGGAACGGCUUAUAGACAUGCGCAAAGCGAUCCCAAAUAUUCCGUUCCAAAUGCUGCUCCGAGGCGCUAACGCAGUCGGCUACACCAACUACCCCGACAACGUGGUGUUCAAAUUCUGCGACCUAUCAGUGCAGUGCGGAAUGGACAUCUUCAGAGUAUUCGACUCUCUAAAUUACCUUCCAAAUUUAAUCCUGGGAAUGGAAGCCGCUGGAAAAGCAGGCGGGGUUGUAGAAGCGGCAAUUUCUUACACUGGAGAUGUAAGCGACCCUAACCGGACAAAGUACGACUUGAAAUACUACACAGACCUGGCUGAUGAAUUAGUAAGAGCUGGAACACAUGUGCUGUCUAUAAAAGACAUGGCAGGUUUAUUGAAACCCAAAGCAGCGAGUCUGCUGAUUGACGCGAUUCGUCAAAAGCAGCCUGAUGUUCCAAUUCAUAUUCAUACUCAUGACACAGCUGGUGCUGGAGUAGCUUCGAUGCUUGCUUGUGCUCAAGCUGGAGCUGAUGUAGUGGACGUUGCUGUUGAUAGCAUGUCUGGAAUGACCAGUCAGCCUUCAAUGGGAGCCGUUGUUGCUUCUUUGCAAGACACUCCUCAUGAUACUAACUUUGAUUUGAGAGACGUGUCUGAAUAUUCGGCCUAUUGGGAACAAACCAGGACUCUUUACGCGCCUUUUGAAUGCACUACGACGAUGAAGUCGGGCAAUGCUGAUGUUUAUCUCAAUGAAAUUCCCGGUGGGCAGUACACUAAUCUCCAGUUCCAGGCUUACUCUUUAGGACUGGGAGAGUUUUUUGAAGACGUCAAGAAAGCUUACAGAGAAGCUAAUAUUCUGUUGGGUGAUAUCAUAAAAGUAACACCCAGUUCUAAAGUUGUGGGAGACUUUGCGCAAUUUAUGGUACAGAAUAAACUGACCGCUCAGGAUGUUUUGGACAAAGCUGAAGAACUUUCGUUCCCUAAGUCGGUGGUUGAAUUUCUUCAGGGAGCUAUUGGGGAACCUUAUGGAGGAUUUCCGGAACCGCUGAGGUCUAAGGUUUUAAAAGAUAUGCCUAGAGUUCAGGGAAGACCGGGUGAGAGUUUGCCGCCGUUAGAUUUUGGGAAGCUUGAAAAAGAUUUGAGGGAAGUUCAUCCGACUAUCACGGAGAAGGAUGUUAUGUCUGCGGCGCUCUAUCCGCAGGUUACUAAUGACUAUUUGAAGUUUAAAGAAACUUUUGGACCGGUUGAUAAACUUGAGACGAGGAUUUUUUUGACUGGGCCGAAGGUUGGGGAAGAGUUUGAUGUUACGAUUGAGAAAGGAAAGACUCUGGGGAUUAAAACUUUGGCGAUGUGCGAAGAUCUGACGGCUAAUGGAGAGAGAGAGGUUUUCUUUGAGAUGAAUGGGCAAUUGAGAUCUGUUUUUAUUAAGGACAAAGAAGCUGUUAAGGAGCUUCACAUUCAUCCCAAAGCUGACAAAAGCAAUAAGAACCAGGUCGGCGCUCCCAUGCCCGGAACUGUGAUCGACAUCAGGGUGAAAGUCGGCGACUCAGUCGAAAAAGGCGCUCCGUUGAUUGUCAUCUCAGCCAUGAAGAUGGAGAUGGUUGUCCAGGCACCAAAAGCUGGAAAAAUAAAGACACUGGAAGUCUCCGUGAAUUCCAAACUCGAGGGUGAUGAUCUUCUAAUUACCAUGGAGUGA
Messenger RNA from Cotesia congregata, 3582 nucleotides. NCBI's taxonomy places the organism in Eukaryota, Metazoa, Arthropoda, Insecta, Hymenoptera, Braconidae. The record is from the annotation of a GenBank genome assembly.